AUGGAGAGUGACCUUAGUCAAAAUGGCGAGGCAAAAGUGACCUUCCAAAACAAGGAAAACACUUUCCCUGCUCUGACUACAGUUCCAACUUCAGUGACCCUGUCUUCUGAGCAGUUUGAGAGACUCUACCUCACACCUAUGACGGUCCGGCAGUCAUCCGUUGCCAAGAAAGUAGGAAACCCAACACCCUUGGCGCUUGGAGGGUUUGUCAUCACCACCACUCCACUUUCGUGCUGCUUGAUGGCUUGGAGAGGUGCAAGUGGAAACGGAAUCGCCUUCAUAGGACCUAUUGUCUUCCUUGGGGGGCUUCUGCUGCUCAUAACAAGCAUCCUUGAGUUUAUCAUUGGAAACACCUUCCCCUGCGUUGUGUUUGGUACUAUUGGCGGAUUUUGGUUUGCAUUUGCAGCUACCAUGAUACCUUCCUUCAACGCAGCAGCCCCGUAUUCAUCGUCAGGUACCGAUACAGCUGCCGGUCUCGCUAGCGCGGACUUUCUUAACACAUAUGCGUUCCUAUUCAUUACCAUGGCAGUCCUGAUGGUUAUAUUCAUGAUAUGUGCAACACGCAUCAAUGUGGUCUAUACAUUUAUCUUCCUCUCCCUUCUCUUGGUUUUCCUGUUCUUAUCAGCGGCAUAUUGGCAACUGGGCCAAGGGAAUUCCAUAGUUGGGAAUCGCUGUAUCAAGGGAGCUGGAGGAUCACUAUUUGUUGCAAGUUUACUAGGCUUCUACCUGUUGAUUGUCCAGCUGUUUGAGUCUAUUGGGUUCCCCUGCUUCUUGCCUGUUGGCGAUUUGGCUACUCUAUGGGACCGUGACCAGAAAAGGUAA
Molecule: messenger RNA, 822 nt
Organism: Penicillium salamii
Lineage: Eukaryota; Fungi; Ascomycota; Eurotiomycetes; Eurotiales; Aspergillaceae
Source: the annotation of a GenBank genome assembly